GCUGGUCUGUGCUGCCAUCUUGUUACCACUGGGGUCAUUGAAGUUUUAAUAUUUUUCUCUCUUUUCCGGUGGUUCUGUAGCGUGUAAAAGCUGCAGGAUGAAGCAAAUAGUGACUAACCAAACUGUUAAAAUCCCAGAAGGGUUGACUGUAUCAGUCAAAUCACGACUGGUGACUGUUAAAGGACCCAGAGGUGUUUUAAAGAGGUCCUUCAAACAUCUUGCACUGGACAUUCGAAUGAUCAGUCCUAGAUUGUUAAAAGUAGAAAAAUGGUUCGGUACCAAGAAAGAACUUGCAGCUGUACGAACUGUCUGUUCUCAUAUUGAAAAUAUGUUGAAAGGUGUAACCAAGGGUUAUAUGUAUAAAAUGCGUGCAGUGUACGCUCAUUUCCCUAUUAAUUGUGUUACUACCGAAAAUAAUAGUGUUGUGGAAAUUAGAAAUUUCCUUGGAGAGAAAUACAUCAGGCGAGUUAAAAUGGCUCCUGGUGUUACAGUUUCCAAUUCAACGAAACAAAAAGAUGAACUUAUUGUUGAAGGAAACUCUUUAGAAGAUGUUUCGAGAUCAGCUGCUCUUAUUCAACAGUCAACAACUGUAAAGAACAAGGAUAUUCGAAUGUUCUUGGACGGUCUAUAUGUGUCUGAAAAAACUACUGUUAUCCAAGAUGAUGAAUAAAUUUUUCUUACAUCAAUACUUUAACUGA
This is a messenger RNA of Chelonus insularis, 698 nucleotides long. It is a transcript of the gene RpL9, whose product is annotated as ribosomal protein L9. The record is from RefSeq and is a predicted model, not a curated record. Gene Ontology annotation, biological process: cytoplasmic translation. Gene Ontology annotation, molecular function: rRNA binding; structural constituent of ribosome. Lineage: Eukaryota; Metazoa; Arthropoda; Insecta; Hymenoptera; Braconidae. Bases 98 to 670 code for a protein of 190 amino acids. Gene Ontology annotation, cellular component: cytosolic large ribosomal subunit; ribosome. The transcript is spliced from 4 exons.